Messenger RNA from Aspergillus nidulans FGSC A4, 1131 nucleotides. RefSeq lists its product as uncharacterized. The transcript has 5 exons. The record is from RefSeq and is a predicted model, not a curated record. Lineage: Eukaryota; Fungi; Ascomycota; Eurotiomycetes; Eurotiales; Aspergillaceae. The coding region runs from base 1 to 1131 and encodes 376 amino acids. Gene Ontology annotation, cellular component: endoplasmic reticulum membrane; membrane.
AUGGAGACUCCGUCGAACGCAAGACGCUCUGGACUAGCCGGUACCGCGAGAAAGACCCUGGGCAUCUGUCUGCUCCUGGUAGUGGUGAUACUAUGGACCGCGUCGAACUUUCUGGCUAGUACUCUCUUCUCGGAUGAUACGUACUCCAAACCGUUUUUCGUCACCUACCUGAAUACCUCAAUCUUCAUCCUGCCACUCUUCACAAUCGUCUCCAGCAGGCUCUGGAGUCUCUUCCGUGCGGGGAAAUUAUACCAGAUCCAGUCAUUUGAAACCCUACUACAACGCUUUGAUUCCAGUUAUUCAAGCGCUGAAUCUGAGCGCAUUCUCAGUCAUGACCAUGGCACUGGUCCUGGCGCCGAUUUUGGGCAUGGGCAUGGGCAUGAUGGUUCCGGAGCGUGGAGCGCUUCUAGGAGAGGUAGUGUGGGUAAAGGUCAUAGAAAAGAGAAAUUAGGUCUGAAGGAGACCGCGAAGCUGAGCUUUCAUUUUUGUUUGUUGUGGGCAAACUACUUCUCAAUGGCAUGUCUACAAUUUACUACCGUCGGCAGCACCACAAUCCUGACAUCUACCAGCGGCGUAUGGACCCUAAUCUUUGGCGCCGUGCUGCGCGUCGAGAAAUUCACCGGCCGCAAAUUUCUCGGCGUCAUCGCUUCACUGCUAGGCAUAAUCCUCAUAUCCCGCGUCGACCUCUCCGCAACCGACGACCCCAGCGCCGGCCGUGAUGGCAGUGGAAGCACAUUCCCACCCAAAUCUGCCGGCGAGAUCGCCCUAGGCGACGCGAUGGCCGCUUUCAGCGCCGUAAUGUAUGGCGUCUACACGGUCGUGCUGAAGCGACAAGUUGGCGACGAGUCCCGCGUCAACAUGCAGCUCUUCUUCGGCCUAGUCGGUGUCUUCAACAUGUUCCUUCUCUGGCCCGGUUUCGUGCUUUUGCAUCUAACUGGUGUGGAGCCCUUCGCCUUACCCAAUACCAGGAGAGUCUGGAUGAUUAUUCUCAUCAACGCGCUCUCCUCUCUCCUUUCCGAUAUCUGUUGGGCGUAUGCGAUGCUGCUUACGUCUCCGCUCGUUGUGACGGUGGGGCUUAGUCUGACGAUACCCCUUUCGCUGAUUUACGACGAAGCACGAUACAGAAACUAG